This is a messenger RNA of Vicia villosa (hairy vetch), 1427 nucleotides long. RefSeq lists its product as uncharacterized. Gene Ontology annotation, biological process: protein transport. The transcript has 6 exons. The record is from RefSeq and is a predicted model, not a curated record. The coding region runs from base 49 to 1086 and encodes 345 amino acids. NCBI's taxonomy places the organism in Eukaryota, Viridiplantae, Streptophyta, Magnoliopsida, Fabales, Fabaceae.
AUAAAAAAAAUACCAUUUCCUUCUUAGGCAACAAGAUUUCCUCAUAGUAUGAUACAAAUAUUAAGGUGGCUAUGGAAGCCUAAACUCCAUUCAAAAUGUGUAUAUUACGUGAAGUGUAUAAAGACGCGGUUAGAGACAAUACAAAAUAAGAGAAGAUAUGUUCAUAAGUUUACGAAGGAUGAUAUCGCAGAACUUCUUAGGCGAGGACGUGAUUAUGAUGCAUAUAAAAGGACUGAAUGGCUUCUAUUUGAGGAAAAAAUGUUAUCAUGCUAUGAAUUUAUCGAGAAGUUUAUCGGAUGCGUGUCAGAUCAUCUUGAAGAUUUAAUUCAACAAAGCGAUUGUCCCGAGGAAUGCAAGGAAGCUAUACCGUCGUUGAUAUAUGCUGCAGCAAGAAUUUCUGAUAUACCGGAAUUGCGUGAUCUUAGAACUGUAUUUACAGAAAAAUAUGAGAAUUUUCUUGAGCCAUACAUAAAUAAAGAGUUUGUUGAGAAAUUGAGAAGAGAUCCUCCUACAAGAGAAAUGAAGAUUAGGUUAUUAUAUGAAAUAGCUCAAGAAUUCUCUAUAAAGUGGAAUGCAAAGGGUCUCAAGAAAAUUCUUCAUAAAGAUCCAAAUGAGAAAUCUGUUGGAGAAGAAUACGAAUAUGAAAGUGAUGAAUUCAAUACAUUGAAAGAAAAUAAGGCAAGAGCCCAAUAUAGUAGUGAUGAUGAAACAACAAGCACAGACACAUCAUCAUCACCUCAUCAUCAUGGAAGAAAAGAUAGUUCAAGUUCAUUUGGAAGUGUUUCUGAAGAUGAUCAUGAACAAAAACAAAGAGUAGAAGAAGAAAUCAAGAAACCAAGAUCCUUUUUGCUAAUUCCACCCCCUUACCAGCUCAAACAAAAUACUAACAACAAUUCCAACAAAACAAUAGAUUCUGAAGCACUUGAUGAGAAAAAUGUGGAUUCUAGUGAAAUGAAACCGACAACUUCUGUGGACACAACAUUAUCGCCAAAAGGGAAUGUACCAAUGUGGUCUGAUGCAUGGCGUGUGCCUCCUGAUUAUGAUGAAUUCAUUGCUCGUUUUAAAGCAUUAACAGGAAGAUCAUAGAAAUUUAUUAUGGCUAUUGUUUAGUUUUAGUGGAGUUAAUUAAUCACUGUUAUGUAUUAAGCAUAUGAAUUUGCAAUUCAAGACUGAAGAUAAAUACAAUACAAUAUAAAUUUAAUUUAAACCCCAAGAGUACUUGGAUGACAUGGUUAAUGAUCUCCUCCAACUUAAUCAGAGGUCCUGAGUUCGAAAUCAAGAGUCUGGUUCGAUCUAUCAAACACCUAGUGUGCAACAUGAAUUGUGUCUCCAAUGAAAGAACCUAUGCAAACUUACUCAUCCUUGAUGCGAAGAAUUACGAAAAAUUGUGCAAGCAAAUGAAGGUGUUAUUUGGCUACCAAGAUGUU